AUGGAGCCCUCUGCUCUGAACCACCGGCCCAUCAUCGGAGUGGUGGCUCAGGAGACUGAUGAUGGGACAGAGUCGUACAUUGCAGCGUCGUACGUGAAGUUUGUGGAGUCUGCAGGAGGCCGCGCUGCUCCUGUUCACAUCAAUCAGACGGAGGAAGAAUACAGGGCUCUCUUUAAGUCCAUAAAUGGAGUCCUGUACCCAGGAGGAGACGCCUCUCUGACCACAUCCGGCUACGCUAAAGCUACACGGCUGUUCUUUGACCUGGCUAAAGAGGCCAAUGAUGGAGGCGACUACUUCCCGGUGUGGGGGACCUGCCUGGGGUUCCAGCUCAUGGCCUGUGUGGUGGGGGAGAAGGAGGGAGAUGUUCUGACCAGGACGGGCGAGGCUGACGAGGCCUUGGCUCUGGAUUUUACACACGACGCCACAGAAAGCCGAAUGUUCCGCAGUUUCCCCAAAGAGACUCUGAAGGCUCUGAGCUCUGAGGCAGUGACGGCCAACAUCCACAACUACAGCAUGACCACGGCCACCUUCAAAGAGCUGCGGAGUCUGAACACCUUCUACAGAGUCCUCAGCACCAACACUUACAACGACGGAACCGAGUUUGUCUCAACGAUGGAAGCGUACCAGUAUCCCUUCUACGCGGUGCAGUGGCAUCCGGAGAAGAACCUGUUUGAGUGGAGCCGGUCUCAGCCCCUCCCCCACUCCCCGUCUGCGGUGAAGGUCGCCUCCUGCUGCGCUCACUUCUUCAUCAGUGAAGCGAGGAAAAACAGGCACCGGUUCAAGAGCGAGGAGCAGGAGCGACGGGCGCUGGUUUAUCGGUACACGCCAAAGUACACGGCGGACUGCACGCCCUGGGUCCAGACCUACUACUUCUCCUGA
Messenger RNA from Knipowitschia caucasica, 879 nucleotides. The record is from the annotation of a GenBank genome assembly. Lineage: Eukaryota; Metazoa; Chordata; Actinopteri; Gobiiformes; Gobiidae.